GCUCGCCGCCUCCGUCGAACACAGAGUCACUUCGCCACGAACAAAAGCGCAUCGAUCUCGCUGUCGUCACUCCUCGUCACCCAGCCACGAACAGAGGCACCACCCAGCAUGGCCCUGCAGGCGGCGCUCCUCCCAUCCACCCUCUCAUCCGUCCCCAAGAAGUGCAGCAUCGCCGUCGCGGCGAAGGACACGGCAUUCCUUAGCGUAUCCCAGAAGGUGCAGGCGGCGUCGCUGUCGGUGAGAACGCGGGUGGCGACGACGGCGCCUGUGGCCACGCCGGGGUCCAGCACGGCGGCCAAGGAUGGGAAGAAGACCGUGCGGCAGGGCGUGGUGGUGAUCACGGGCGCGUCGUCGGGGUUGGGCCUGGCGGCGGCCAAGGCGCUGGCGGAGACCGGCAAGUGGCACGUGGUGAUGGCCUGCCGCGACUUCCUCAAGGCGGCCAAGGCGGCCAAGGGCGCCGGCAUGGCGGACGGCAGCUACACCAUCAUGCACCUGGACCUGGCCUCCCUCGACAGCGUGCGGCAGUUCGUGGACAGCUUCCGGCGCGCCGGCAUGCCGCUCGACUCGCUCGUCUGCAACGCCGCCAUCUACCGGCCCACGGCAAGGACGCCGACGUUCACGGCGGACGGAUACGAGAUGAGCGUCGGCGUCAACCACCUGGGCCACUUCCUCCUGGCGCGCCUGCUCCUGGACGACAUGCAGAAGUCCGACUACCCGUCCCGCCGCCUCAUCAUCCUCGGCUCCAUCACCGGCAACACCAACACGCUGGCCGGGAACAUCCCGCCCAAGGCCGGGCUGGGCGACCUCCGCGGCCUCGCGGCGGGGCUGCGCGGCCAGAACGGCUCUGCCAUGAUCGACGGCUCCGAGAGCUUCGACGGCGCCAAGGCGUACAAGGACAGCAAGAUCUGCAACAUGCUCACCAUGCAGGAGCUGCACCGGCGGUACCACGAGGAGACGGGCAUCACGUUCGCGUCGCUCUACCCGGGGUGCAUCGCCACCACGGGGCUGUUCCGCGAGCACAUCCCGCUGUUCCGCCUGCUCUUCCCGCCUUUCCAGAAGUUCGUCACCAAGGGCUUCGUGUCGGAGGCGGAGUCCGGCAAGAGGCUGGCGCAGGUGGUCAGCGACCCCAGCCUCACCAAGUCGGGGGUGUACUGGAGCUGGAACAAGGACUCGGCGUCGUUCGAGAACCAGCUGUCGCAGGAGGCCAGCGAUCCGGAGAAGGCCAAGAAGCUCUGGGAGAUCAGCGAGAAGCUCGUGGGGCUUGCCUGAGCUCGCCGGCACGGCGACGGCGACAUGAUGACUCUGUCGAGCAGAGGAGCUUUCGCUUCGUUGUAUUAUGUGUACCAUUAGCAUCCAUUUUGUUUGUUUCUAGAAGUUGGUAAUGACCGUCGGAGAAGAGCCUGUAAUUGUUCGAUCAUGUAUUAUUGCUUACAAAAUUUUUUUCAAAAACCGAUGAAAUAAAACAACAGGCUUAACAUCUCUAA
Molecule: messenger RNA, 1484 nt
Organism: Zea mays
Lineage: Eukaryota; Viridiplantae; Streptophyta; Magnoliopsida; Poales; Poaceae
Gene: pcr1
Product: protochlorophyllide reductase 1
Exons: 2
Coding region: 109-1269 (386 amino acids)
Molecular function (GO): protochlorophyllide reductase activity
Source: RefSeq, a predicted model, not a curated record